Triticum aestivum (bread wheat) is the source of this 3172-nucleotide messenger RNA. Its product is annotated as disease resistance protein RGA4-like. Lineage: Eukaryota; Viridiplantae; Streptophyta; Magnoliopsida; Poales; Poaceae. Gene Ontology annotation, biological process: defense response to other organism. The record is from RefSeq and is a predicted model, not a curated record. Gene Ontology annotation, molecular function: ADP binding. The transcript has 3 exons. Bases 86 to 2764 code for a protein of 892 amino acids.
UCUUGAGCAUUGUGGUCGACUAUGAGGGUUACCACUCCCCAGCCUGACCACUAGCCAAGCCAUUAAUUAGGAGCAGGAGAUCGAGAUGGAGGCCAUUGCGUUUGGUGCCUUCUUCAAUACCAUCUUGCCCAAGCUUCUGCAAAAGAUUAAAGACUCGAAGCGAGACAAGAUUUCCAUCAAUGCUAACAUUCAGGAUUUCACGAUUGAGGCUGAAGCGGUGCAAUCCCAACUUGAAGAUGGCUACUCCCAGUCCCAAUAUGAAGGUGCCCACAAAGCAAAGCUGAUGGGGAUCGACCGGCGACUCAAAGUCUUGUGUCAAGAUGCGCAUGACUGCAUACACCGGUUCCUGCGAAAGGGAUCGCCUCUGGAGAGCUGCGCGGAGUUUGCGGCCAAGAUCCAAGGAUUCAACGACAAUGUCCACAAGCUGCACGAUGAAGUCCGAGACCGCAUCGCUUCAUUAAAACAAGGGUCUGCCUCUGCCUCAGGUCAACCUUCUGCUCGCUAUGUUACCCCCGACAAGGUCGUGGGCAGGCUUGAACGCCUCGCUGAGCUGCAGGAGCUUGUGCACCUACCAGGCAGGGAAUCCAACGAGAAGGCGCCCAAGGUGAUAUCCAUCGUUGGCUUCGCUGGCGUAGGCAAGACUCUUCUUGCCAAUGAAUUCUAUUCCAGUGAAGAGGGCAAGAAAUUCCAUCAUCGGGCAUGGGUUACUGCAGCAGGCACUCACGAGGAGGUUGUCAAGAACAUACUCAUGGAAAUUGACCCUAAAGGCAACCAUGCUAAGGAUGCCCUGGACCUCCAGCGCCUCUGCCACAGCCUGCAGGAUUUUCUGAGGGGCAAAGAGUACUUAAUUGUAAUUGAUGACAUGAAGAGAGGGGAGUUGUGGAACAAAAUAAAAUAUGUCUUUGAGAAUGUGAAAGGCACGGUGUUUGUGACGACUAACAUUCAGGAAGUAGCUAAUAAUUGCAGCCAAUGCAUUAACGGUUAUGUGUACAAGCUGUCACCCCUUGAUGGGAAUGAGUCUGUAAACCUGUUCAAGAAAGAAUGUUUCUCUGGGGACCCUGAUUAUGCAGCAGAUGUUUUGAAGAAAUGCGAUGGUCUACCACUUGCUAUAGUCAACAUGGCCAAUUAUUUGCAGAGUGAGGGAGGGUGGACAAGCGAGGGAUGUAAAGCUGCUUGCAGGGAACUUGGUGCCCUACUGGUGCAAGAGGAUAAGUGCAAGUUGCCAGGAAUGCAAUGGGUCCUUAUGAAUAAAUAUACCGGUCUGCCUGGUUAUGCUAUCAGAUCCUGCUUGCUAUAUUUUUGCAUGUACAAGAAAAACAUUGCUGCACUCCCCAAGAGGAAUUCUCUGAUAAGGCGAUGGCAAGCUGAAGGAUUUGUUGAUGGAAAAACUGGAUGCAAAUAUUUGAAGACUCUCAUCAACCACAACAUCAUCCAGUCCAUGGAAGUAAACACAAACGGAACCACGAAGAGAUGCCGACCUCCUGGAAUGAUGGCCGAGUACAUAUCCCAGAUUUCCAUGUCUGAGAAUUUCGCUGCUUUGGUGUCUGAUCUAGUAGAGACGCGGAACAAUCGCAUCCGCCGGCUUUAUUUCGACGCUAACAGUGCUGAAGACGAGAGAAUAACUUCGGGCAUGGAUUUGAGUAUAGUCCUGACUCUGGUAAUUUCAGGAAUUGGAUCCGAAGCUAUUUUGAAUUUUGAAAAGUAUGAGCUAUUGGCAGUUUUGGAUCUGAAAGAAUGUACAAAUCUGGAUGAUAAUCAUGUCAAAUAUAUAUGCAAGCUGCUGUUGCUGAAAUAUUUGAACCUCGGGAAGACUAUAGGGAAGAUACCAAGGGACAUUGGGCAGUUGAAGCUAUUAGAGACGCUCGAGAUGAGGACAACAGAAACAGUGCAGGUGUAUAGAGAAGUCCUCCAGCUACCCAACUUGAAACACCUCAUUGGAAAGUUUGAGCUCAUCUACAAGCGACCGAUUGAGGUCGAAAUUUCCAAGGAUGAGCGCCUGAAGAAAUUCUUGUCAAAUAAGAGUGUCCUAGAGACGGUUACAGCAUACGUCAGCCAAACUGCCAAAGGAUUUCCGGAGGCAAUGCUUCAUAUGAGUCAGUUGAGGAAGGUAAAAAUAUUUUGCACCGACAGAGCAGAUGUCACGGAGAAGGAAGUUCUUACAACCGCAAUCAAGAAAUUCAUUCAUGGAGGCACCGAUAAUGUUAAUGGUGGCCAGAGUCAUUCCCUAUCGAUAGACUUUCAUAAAUGCACGUCCAUCAUUCAGGAAAUUCUAGCAGGUCCUGGUAGUCUUACUUCGCUCAAAUUGCGCGGCGACUGGAGACCAUUUCUGGGUGCCAAUCCAGAUUUUACAAAGAUAUCUGGUAUUACGAAGCUGUGUCUUUCAAGCACUUACCUGAGCGGAAAUGAAGCCCUUGCCGGUCUGACCGAUUUGAUUGCACUGGAAUAUCUCAAGCUGUAUGAACAAGACCUGGGGUCGCUCACGAUACAACCAGGAACUUUCCAAAGGCUGACUGGGUUAUGCCUCGUGGGCGACAAAAGCCUUUACCGCAUAACAAUCCAACCUGGAGCUCUGCCUCGUCUGGUCUCACUCCAUCUGAUCUGUGAAGUUAUAGAUAAGAGAGUCCAGCUUUUGAACGGAAGCCUCCAACGUCUACGGGAAAUAGCCCUCCACUCUGGAGUCACACCAGAAAUAAAAGAAGCCUGGAAAAAAGCUGCAAAGGUCCAUCCUAACAGGCCCGAUGUUUUCUUCAUUCAAAAGGCAUAAUCAUGUGCAAAGCAUUGCAAUCAUCACAGCGGAGCCACUUCUUGCUUGCUGCACGGAUCACGGCAGCAUUGAUGGAGUCUUCAGUUUGGAUAUACGUGCGGCCCCUCCAGUCAUGUGUGCUUGCUUGUUGUCUUUUAUCAUCAAGUUUACCUUUCACAAACUACUCAAGUGAUAGUUGUUGCUGUUGUCGUUCCUUCUCUUUGAGAAACAUAUGAUGGCUAGUGGUGUAUCUUUACUAUAUUGUGGAAUAAUGCUUCCUAGUGUUGUAUAAUUUAUUACAUUGUGGAACAAUGAUUGCAUUUGUGCUUCCUAGUGCUGGUGUAUCUUUAUUAUGUUGUAGAAAAAUGCUUGCUAUUGUUGUACUUUAUUAUAUGGAAAUGUUGAGUAAAUUAGCAAUUUCUUGAUUAA